AUGUCUUCAGAAGAAGCGCCUCAAAAUGAUACUCGGAUUGAAGAGGAGGCAGCUCAAGCUUCGCCAAUUAAACCUGCACCAACAGCACAUGAAGGUCGCAAGCGUCCACGUUUAGAUGUCUCUUCCCUCACCGGCGGAGAAAGAAAACGAGGGAGGAGUAUGUUUGGCGUCCUAGUCGGGACCCUGAACAAGGCGAAGGUCGAAGAUAAGGAGCGGAACGCUAGUGAAGCCGCGAAGAAACGGCAGCUGAUAGAACAGAGACUACAAGCUAAGCUGCGAAAAGAAACUGACUCUGUAAGGCGCGCCGAGGAGGCUAAAAAGGACAAAACCCUUGCAAACAGGAAAGAAGAGGAUCUUCAACUCAAGGAUUCCAUAUACAAACUCAGAAGAACACGUCUUCCGAUCCUAGCGAAUUUCCUAUCGACAUCAGAUCAAAUUCCCUUCGACAACGAUUCGCCACCCCCUCCGUCCAAAAACCCUCUAGCUUCCGUGCCCAGAUCCCACCCUCCACCACUCUACUACCUUCCGGUAAUCCUAACCCCCGCUCAAGAGGCUUUUAUUGGCAGAAGAAAAGCCGAGGUGUCUGAAGCCGCAGAGAAGGAAUGGCAAGCGUUCUCCGAAGAGCGUAGAGCUGGUAUUGAAGAAAUAAAUCAGCUUCGACAGCGCGUCGCAGAGGAGGAGGCUCGUAAGAAGGCUGGGAGGUCUGAGAAGAAGGACGAGAUGGAGACCGAUGCUCCUACGCGGGAGGAAUCGCGAUCAGCCUCCCACCCCGCAACCUCGAUCAAAGACAAGGGCACGGACAUGGAUGUCGACGACGGCCCAGGCACUGCUAAGGGGGAUUCAAAGGGCCCAACGGAGGAAAAGAAGGAGGAGCACUCUGGUGCACCAGCAGAUGAUGAUGACGUGGUGGAAUAUUAG
This is a messenger RNA of Cyclocybe aegerita, 918 nucleotides long. The record is from the annotation of a GenBank genome assembly. NCBI's taxonomy places the organism in Eukaryota, Fungi, Basidiomycota, Agaricomycetes, Agaricales, Hemipholiotaceae.